This is a messenger RNA of Bacillus rossius redtenbacheri, 4354 nucleotides long. RefSeq lists its product as uncharacterized. Gene Ontology annotation, cellular component: nucleus. The transcript has 6 exons. Gene Ontology annotation, biological process: regulation of transcription by RNA polymerase II. NCBI's taxonomy places the organism in Eukaryota, Metazoa, Arthropoda, Insecta, Phasmatodea, Bacillidae. The coding region runs from base 840 to 3776 and encodes 978 amino acids. Gene Ontology annotation, molecular function: DNA-binding transcription factor activity, RNA polymerase II-specific; sequence-specific DNA binding. The record is from RefSeq and is a predicted model, not a curated record.
UUUGAAAAAACAAAACUUUUUAUAUCAAACUCACGAUAUUUAAUUGCCAUUAUGCAUUUUUUUUAUUGUUUUUACAGUAGGUCUGUUUGCUGGAGGUUCUAAUAAUUUUAUUUUAAUUUUUUUUUAUGUAAUGUUGUUCUAGUAGAUGCAUACAUAUAACUUAUCUUCCAACCGAAAAAGGAUGGAUUAUUUUGCGACAAACGCCAAUGAUCUAAGAAUAGAAAUUGUCGUGACGUCAUAAGCGCGACCGUAUAUCGACAGUUCUCCUUUUGCUUUUCGUGUGUGGGAGUCGGAGUGUCCAUGGACACACGAAACAAGCACUGGCUGUCGCGUCCACGUCUCGCGUUUGUUUGUAUUCUCAAUAUCGUCGCAUUAUUAUUGUAAAGCAGGUUUUAAAGAAUUUCAUGGGAGUAACUGAUUAACAAUUAAUUCGUGAUUGUUAAUUAAUUUAUCUUCGAUGAUCUCACAUACUUGAGCGACGUAUAAGUUUUGUACAGUAACGGUAUAUGGCAUGUUUUAAACAAUGGUAUGGAUAUGUAGAAGCGAGAGUUCAUUGUUCUGCGACGAGGCUUUCUCGUGAACACUGCAUGUUUUCUCAUGCGUUAAGUGUUUUAAGUUUAAAUGUUUCUUGACAAGAGCCAAGGAAUAAAUAUGUUAUUUUCAAUACACAUCAUCUAUAGAAUUUUGAGAAUACAACUAGGCACGGAAACCUUUCGUAAUGCCUGGGUUGUGCGUCACAGGCUGCGCGAUGUGCGCAUGCGCGAUUCCCUGGGUAGAGGCUAGCAGCCCGACACUGCACAGUGCUGCUGCGGCCGAAUAGUGCAGGUUUUGUAAAUGAUAUGCAGAGAAUGAAUGGAAUGGAAAUACUUAAAACACCUGCAUGUCAUUUACCUCAUCCUGCAACAGCUGCUUCGAUAGAUGGUGAUGCAACUGGCGAGGAAACCAUUUCUAAGAGCGCGGAAACUGGACUUUCUCUUGGCGGGGUUGUGAACCAUGCACGUUGCAAAGAACUUGUGUAUGAGCCACGUUCUGUGAUGACUGGUGUAUUUUCUAAAGACAUAGUAACAAAUAGUGAUGCCACUGGUGGUGCUGAUGCGGUGCAACUGAAUCCACAGCCUGGUGCAUUCUGCAUUUUGCCGUCUGAGCAGGAAGGCUCUCAGCCUGUGACCUUGGGGCACGUCGUGGAGGUGCGAAGUUGCUGCGCGGACGAGACAGAGGAAGAGGAGGAUUCUGCAGUCGAGAGUUUAUCAUGUGAAGUGACUGGGAUCACCGAGAUAUUAUCUGAAGCAAACGAUCGUUCUGAUGGCAGUGAUUCUGGGCUCGGCUCUGACCUUACGGAUGAUAGGAUCGUCAUCUCCACUGCAGAUUCUUUUUCGUCUUCUAGUUCUGCCGAUGAGUCGAGCGGUGUAGCAUCGGGGCCCGCCGAGAACGAAGACAGUAUCGUAAGUGAUAACGAAGCAGUAUUCUUGGAUUGUAUUUCUGCAGAUCUCGAGAUAAAACAUCAAGACAGCACGUUCAUCACUGGCAGUUCGCUAUGUUCCUACGGCACAAAAUCGGAGGCAAAAAGUGGAGCCAAACUGCCUAAUGCAGAUGCGCCAGUGACGUCAUCCCCAUUGCUGCAUCUCAAUUCUCCAUUCAAUGACUUUUCGAACGCAACUCAAUGUCUGAAGUUGCACAUCAGCAAUUUUGAAGAAAGACCCAAAAUUUUAGCGAAAGAGUCCUUGUGCUUCUUCGAGAUCCCAAACAUCAGUAACACGCAGCGUAUCGAGAUGGGCUCUGCAUUUUCUCUGGAUAGUAAAUCCAUUGAGGUGGCCACGGUUGGGGCGAAUGUAGCUGUCCAAGAGGUGCCCAAAGGCAGCUUGAAAAGACGGCACAGUGCAGAGGUCAUGGAAGAACCAAAGCCAAAGAAAAAGAAAUCAAUCCGCUUUGAUAAUGUGACUGUCUACUACUUUCCCAGGGCACAAGGAUUCACAUGUGUUCCUUCGCAGGGGGGCUCGACGCUGGGCAUGGCGUCCCAGCACGCCCACGUGCAGCAGUUCUCGCUGCCCGAGCAUGCGCUGGAGCAGCGACGCCUGCACCGACAGCUGCUGCUGCAACUGCGCAGCGAGCGUCUCAGCACCCGUCCCACCUCCUCCAGCGACGACUCGGACAGCGACGACGACCGCAGCGAUGCCUCAGAGUCGGAGCCCGACCUCGACGGCUACUACUUCCUCCAGCCCGUACCAACACGACAGCGGAGGGCUCUGCUGCGGGCGGCGGGGGUUCGGAAGAUAGACUCCCUGGAGAAGGACGAGUGCCGGAACAUCCGCUCAUCGCGCGAGUUCUGUGGCUGCGGCUGUAAGGGCUACUGCGACCCCGACACCUGCUCCUGUUCACAGGCGGGCAUAAAGUGCCAGGUUGACCGCAUCAACUUCCCAUGCGGGUGCACCAGAGAUGGCUGCGCCAACUCUAGCGGGCGCAUCGAGUUCAACCCGGUGAGGGUGCGGACGCACUUCAUCCACACGUUGAUGCGCCUGGAACUGGAGAAAAAGCAAAAGCUGGAGGAAGAACGUGAAGACGGGGCGACGAGAGCGGAGCAGGAAGUGGGGGCGCGCCGAGUGCACUGGGACACCAGCUUGGCCCCGUCCGCCUCCUCGCAGAUGCCCACGGUGAGCGACAGCACGGCGGGGCCCAAGUUCACCACUAGCGUUCUCCAGAACUUCUCCCUGGGCAGCGAAGUGAAGGUGGAUCCCUGCGUGCACGUAGGGGGCUUCGCCAACCUUCACUACCGGCCCCACGGAGAGGGCCUGGGGCUGACGACAGGCAUGGAGGUCCCCGGCAACACGUCUGCCUUCGCGGCCCCCGUGGCCGGCAAGUUGCCCGCGAGAGAGGACUCGCUGGAUCUCUACACCUUCCGGGACGACUGCUACUCCGAGGACAACAGUAGCGACCUGACCGUGGACCAUCUGGACUCGAACCAUGGCUUUGGGGGCCGCCGCAUGAACCAUUCGCUUCCGGGGAAGGCCAUCCAGCAUCAGGAGUUUGGUGCGGGAAGCAUGUUUCACUUCAGACAGCCAGUGACCUUGUCCCCUGGCACGUUCGGCCCCGCCUCACUAUUCCCCGAGAACAACAUGGCGGUAUACAACCACGCAGCUGCCACCGUUGGUUCGCUGGACGGGGCCUACGACGAGAGCAACAAGUACCCGCAGCAAUAUCCGACUGGCUUCUCUACCACGUUUGCUUCUCACCCGGCCGUGGGUGGAUUUAGUCAUUACAGCUCCUUGUACGGCCAGGAGUUUGCGGCCAAAGUGCCCGGUGGCGACAUCGGCGGCGGGGAUUACAAAGAUGGGAGCCUGAGCUCGGAAUUCCACCAGCCGCUGCUGGUGGGUGGCUCUUACGACACAUUCUGUUCACUGAGCGAGGGCUUUGCCUCGCAGGACGUGGCCAAGAGUUCUCAGAUGCCUGCUGGAGAUAGCUGCUACACCAAUCUUCACACAGUGUGCUCCAUGAGCAAGAAGUUGGAGCCUUUCUCCGAGCUGCUGCAGGGACGUUACUCCUACAUGGCGUCCUCGAGGACUCCCUCCGCGGCGCCGGGCUACGACGACUCCACCAUCCAUGGUCCGUCUGCCACGUUCACCAGCGGCGGAGGUGUGGAGCUGUCGAGCAGUCUGGCGGUCGCGGAGAAGGGCCAGUGUUCGUCAGAGGACGCCAACUCCUCCAGUAACGGGACGGACGAUUGCGUCGAGAAUUUUGGCGAGAUAAUCAAGAAGACGAUGGUGGAAACUGUUUCCGCUUGAAGUUUUAGAGACUACCAUCCAGAACCAAUUUAUAUUAUCGAGCUCAUUGUGUUAGUAGUCGUGUAGUUUAUUUUAAACGUUUGUUUCAAAAUGAAUGUUGUGUCUAUCCGCUGGCUGCAAACAAUGUUGUUAUUGAGUCAUUAUGUUUGAUAUGUUUGUUGAAAUUAUCAUCGAAUGCUGAGUUGUUUGGCGUUCUCAUUUUAUUGAUGAAUUUUUAAAAGUGUUGUGGUGCUGUUAAAUUGACCUGCGGUGCUUUCUCGACACUGUUAGGCCUAUGGUUUUUAUCAUUAUUAUGAUUGUAUCAUUGGCAUAAAAUGAUGACAGACGUACCUGAAGUGAAAUAAUUGCCUCUUUUUCUUUCUUUAUGCAUGUGUAAGACUUGUUUCCUGGAAAAGCAGAUAUAUAAUAGUGCUUGUACAAUACAAUCAUUUUCCAGGUGAAAUUUCUAUAGAAGUGUUACUAACCUGAAGUUGUUUUAAUAUGUUCAUAGUUUUUUGUUAAUUUAUUUACAUGCAUGUGAAUAUACAUACAUAUAUAUAUAAUAUUUCUGAAAAAUAUAUGUUUUUUUGAUUAUCAAA